AUGGCUAAGUGCAUACAGUACACAACACCCGAGAGCAUGAAGUCGGUUUGUCAUGAUGUAAUUGCAAGGAUACUGGAAAACAUUCUGAAGGAAAAUAAAGAGAUAAAUACAUUGAUGGCAAAUGCAGACAAAGAAAAACUUGAAGUAGCUGCAUUGAUGGAAAAUGUAGAAAGGGAAAAAAUUGAUAUUGCUGCAUUGAAAGAAAAUGAAGCUGCAUUGAAGGAAAAUGUACAAGAGCAGGCUCGGGAAAUUGCUGAGUUGAAUAACGUCAUCAAGAAUCUAACCUAUAAAUGUAGCCAAGUGAAAAAAGGUGAGCCUGGAUCUCCUGGAAUGGAUGGUACACCUGGAAUUGAUGGUACACCUGGAUUGAAUGGUACACCUGGAGUGAAUGGAAUACCUGGAGUUAAAGGUGACAUUGGCCCUAGCGGUCCGAAAGGAGACACUGGUAUACCAGGUGUGGUCGGACCUAGAGGUCAGAAGGGUGACACUGGUGAACCUGGUAACUUUGGCCCUACUGGUUUGCCAGGAAGGAAUGGAAUACCUGGUCCGAGGGGGGUACCUGGAAUACCUGGUCCAAAAGGAGGCGCUGGAAUGCCUGGUGAGGUUGGGCCUAAUGGAGUGCCUGGAGUUAAAGGUGAUAUUGGACCUAGUGGUCUAAAAGGUGACACCGGUGAGCCUGGAUUGAAUGGAGUACCUGGUCCAAUGGGUGUGCCUGGAAUACCUGGUCCAAAAGGAGACGCUGGGAUGCCUGGUGAGGUUGGGCCUAAUGGAAUGCCUGGAUUGCAUGGACUGCCUGGAGUUAAAGGUGAUAUUGGACCUAGUGGUCUAAAAGGUGACACCGGUGAGCCUGGAUUGAAUGGAGUACCUGGUCCAAUGGGUGUGCCUGGAAUACCUGGUCCAAAAGGAGACGCUGGGAUGCCUGGUGAGGUUGGGCCUAAUGGAAUGCCUGGAUUGCAUGGACUGCCUGGAGUUAAAGGUGAUCUUGGACCUAGUGGUCUAAAAGGUGACACCGGUGAGCCUGGAUUGAAUGGAGUACCUGGUCCAAGAGGUGUGCCUGGAAUACCUGGUCCAAAAGGAGGCGCUGGAAUGCCUGGUGAGGUUGGGCCUAAUGGAAUGCCUGGAGUUCAAGGUGAUAUUGGACCUAGUGGUCUAAAAGGUGACACUGGAGAGCCUGGAUUGAAUGGAGUACCUGGUCCGAUGGGUGUGCCUGGAAUACCUGGUCCAAAAGGAGACGCUGGAAUGCGCGGUGAGGUUGGUCCUAAUGGAAUGCCUGGAUUGCAUGGCAAGCCUGGAGUUAAAGGUGAUCUUGGACCUAGUGGUCUAAAAGGUGACACUGGUGAGCCUGGAUUGAAUGGAGUACCUGGUCCAAUGGGUGUGCCUGGAAUACCUGGUCCGAAAGGAGACACUGGGAUGCCUGGUGAGGUUGGGCCUAAUGGAAUGCCUGGAUUGCAUGGACUGCCUGGAGUUAAAGGUGAUAUUGGACCUACUGGUCCAAAAGGGGGCAGGGGUAUCCCUGGUAACAUUGGCCCUGCUGGUAUGCCUGGGUUGAAUGGAAUGCCUGGAACUAAAGGUAAAACUGGUACACCUGGAUUGAAUGGAACACCUGGACUUAAAGGUGGCAUUGGCCCUAUUGGUCCAAAAGGCAACAUUGGUCCUAUUGGUCCAAAAGGUAACAUUGGCCCUCACGGUCCACAGGGUAAUAUGGGCAUUAGUGGUCCAAAAGGUGACAUGGGUCUCAGAGGUCCAAAGGGAAACACGGGACAUAGUGGUCCAAAGGGUAGUAUGGGUCUAAAAGGUAGCAUGGGCUCCCGUGGUCUGAAGGGUAGCAUGGGUCCCAGUGGUCCCAAAGGUAGCAUUGGCCCUCGUGGUCUGAAAGGUAGCAUGGGUCCUAGUGGUCUCAAAGGGAGCAUUGGGUCUCCUGGGUUGAAGGGUAGCAUGGGUCCAAGUGGUCCCAAAGGCAGCAUGGGCUCUCGUGGUCCUACAGGUAGCAGGGGUCCAAGUGGUCCCAAAGGUAGCAUUGGGUCUCGUGGGUUGAAGGGUAGCAUGGGUCCAAGUGGUCCCAAAGGCAACAUGGGCUCUCGUGGUCCUACAGGUAGCAGGGGUCCUAGUGGUCUUAAAGGCAGCAUGGGCUCUCGUGGUCCUACAGGUAGCAUGGGUCCAAGUGGUCCCAAAGGCAGCAUGGGCUCUCGUGGUCCUACAGGUAGCAUGGGUCCAAGUGGUCCCAAAGGCAGCAUGGGCUCUCGUGGUCCUACAGGUAGCAUGGGUCCAAGUGGUCCCAAAGGUAGCAUUGGGUCUCGUGGGUUGAAAGGUAGCAUAGGUCCAAGUGGUCCCAAAGGCAGCAUGGGCUCCCGUGGUCCUACAGGUAGCAGGGGUCCAAAUGGUCUCAAAGGCAGCAUGGGCUCCCGUGGUCCUACAGGUAGCAGGGGUCCUAGUGGUCCCAAAGGUAGCGUUGGCUCUCGUGGGUUGAAAGGUAGCAUAGGUCCAAGUGGUCCCAAAGGCAGCAUGGGCUCUCGUGGUCCUACAGGUAGCAGGGGUCCUAGUGGUCCGAAAGGCAGCAUGGGCUCCCGUGGUCCUAUAGGUAGCAGGGGUCCUAGUGGUCCCAAAGGUAGCGUUGGGUCUCGUGGGUUGAAAGGUAGCAUAGGUCCAAGUGGUCCCAAAGGCAGCAUGGGCUCUCGUGGUCCUGCAGGUAGCAGGGGUCUUAGUGGUCCCAAAGGCAGCAUGGGCUCUCGUGGUCCUACAGGUAGCAGGGGCCCUAGUGGUCCCAAAGGCAGCACGGGCUCUCGUGGUCCUACAGGUAGCAUUGGUCCUAGUGGUCCCAAAGGUAGCAUUGGGUCUCGUGGGUUGAAAGGUAGCAGGGGUCUUAGUGGUCCCAAAGGCAGCAUGGGCUCUCGUGGUGCUACAGGUAGCAGGGGUCCUAGUGGUCUUAAAGGCAGCAUUGGCUCUAGGGGUCUGAAAGGUAUGAAAGGUGUUAUAGGACCUAGAGGGCUUCCAGGGCCAAGGGGGCCCCAAGGCAUUAAAGGGGCACCUGGUUUAAGAGGAGCCCCAGGUAUGAGGGGGCUGCCUGGCAGUAAGGGUAGCCCAGCGACAAUUCCUACAAGGAGAUUUUCUCGCUGGAGAUUUAGAGGAUAG
This is a messenger RNA of Owenia fusiformis, 3129 nucleotides long. The record is from the annotation of a GenBank genome assembly. NCBI's taxonomy places the organism in Eukaryota, Metazoa, Annelida, Polychaeta, Sabellida, Oweniidae.